GAGGAGCAGGCGUAGGUCCCCGCCUCCUCCGCAACGUGCUCGCGCUAGUCCCUGGGACAGGACCCGCCCCCCCGACCCCCCCACGCGGUGGUCGAAAUGGCGCUCGCCGGUCUUGGGUUCCGGAGAGCGGCGGUCUCCGCUCUUCGGCUCUGUCUGGCUACGGGGUCUCCACCCCGCAGGCGCGCGGCCCAUUUCGCUUUCCAGCCGGACCCGGAGCCCACCCAAUAUGGCCAGACACAAAAAAUGAACCUUUUCCAGUCUAUAACAAGUGCCUUGGAUAAUGCCUUAUCUAGAGAUCCAACUGCAGUAAUAUUUGGUGAAGAUGUAUCCUUUGGUGGUGUUUUCAGAUGUACUGUUGGCUUGAGAGAUAAAUUUGGUAAAGACAGAGUGUUCAAUACUCCUUUAUGUGAACAAGGAAUUGUGGGAUUUGGCAUUGGAAUUGCAGUCACUGGUGCUACAGCUAUCGCCGAAAUCCAGUUUGCUGACUAUAUUUACCCCGCCUUUGAUCAGAUUGUUAAUGAGGCAGCAAAGUAUCGAUACCGUUCUGGAGAUCUCUUUAACUGUGGAAGCCUUACAAUAAGAGCACCUUGGGGAUGUGUGGGUCAUGGUGCAUUGUAUCACUCUCAGUCCCCAGAAUCCUUCUUUGCUCACUGUCCAGGACUGAAGAUUGUUGUUCCAAGAGGACCUAUUGAAGCGAAGGGACUGUUAUUGUCAUGUAUAGAAGAUAAAAACCCUUGCAUAUUCUUUGAACCUAAAAUAAUGUACAGAGCAGCAGUGGAACAAGUCCCUGUGGAGCCUUACUCCAUCCCUUUGUCUCAAGCAGAAGUGCUUCAGGAUGGAAGUGAUGUAACUUUGGUGGCUUGGGGUACUCAGGUUCAUGUUAUAAAAGAAGUAGCAGUUAUGGCACAAGAAAAAUUAGGUGUCUCCUGUGAAAUAAUAGAUUUGAAGACGAUUUUGCCUUGGGAUGCAGAGACUGUGUGCAAGUCAGUGGCAAAGACUGGACGAUUACUCAUCACUCACGAAGCCCCUGUUACUGGAGGUUUUGCAUCUGAAAUCAGCUCCACGGUGCAGGAGGAAUGUUUCUUAAAUCUAGAAGCUCCUAUUACAAGAGUAUGUGGUUAUGACACCCCAUUUCCUCACAUCUUUGAACCAUUCUAUAUCCCAGACAAAUGGAAGUGCUAUGAUGCAGUUCGGAAAAUGAUUAAUUAUUGAUGUUCAGGUGAAAGAAGAAAGAAAAUUAAACUGCUAUCUACAGAAUGGUUGCCAUUAAACUUGGGCUUAUUUUGUUUAUCUUUAUCGGGAAUAACCAUUCAAGAUUCUUUUCUGGAUCAAGCCAAAAUUCUGUCAGAUAUGGAGUGUAAUAUGGCCAUGUAAAAUAUUUAUUUUGAUUCUUUCCCAAUUUUGCACAUGAGACUAACUUGUUUUAUCAUGAAAAUCAAGGCACAGGUUGAACUUAAUAAUUUGUAAUCAAGAGACCUGUGGUCUGCUUUUUUGCCUUAAUUGACAAAUGUAUGUGACAGUUUUUACAGUAGACUUGUUAUGUAUGUAUUGAUCCUAAAUACAGUAGAUUGUACAUAUCAUCAUUGGUUAUUGUAUUCAUACAGGCUGUCUCCAGAAAUCACUUGGAAGCUUUGAAGGAUCCUCUAGUGUAGAUUGACAAAUGCAUCAUAGGUGCAUUAAUAAGGAGAGUAAGACAAAUUCUUUCAUGUAAACAUUUUGCUUCUUUGAGAGGCUGGAUGUGAUCAUUCCAAUAAUUUGUCAUAAAAAAACCAGACAUACUUGAUUUGGGCCCUUUUAUAAGAAAUGUGGCAUUCUCCAAGAUGUUUUGAUGGAAAAUUUAAAUAUCAGGGGACUAUGUUUAUUAAUAAGAACAGACAGAAAUUAUUAAUGUAAUAGAUAUACAUGGAAAUAUUUGAAGCAUUUAUCCAAAUUCUCUGUCAGUGGCAGACAAUUGGAGGCUCUAAUAUUUUGUGUGAAAAUUAAACUGAUUGGUUAGAUUUAUUCUGGCUGGCUUUAUCAGCAAUUUGGUAAGAAGUCAGGUCAACUCGCUUCAGAGGCUACGUCAUUUGAUUUGGUUUGUAACUGGCAGUCUAAGACUUCCUCCCCUGUUUAUCAUUGCAGAAUUUUAAAAUGGUGAUAAAUUAUUAAGCUUUUUAACAGAAUGGAAUGAAAUCUGCAUGCAUAAUAAUGACCCUUGUUAGCAAAGAAAGCAUUUGGCAUUUCAGACACAUAGAUCACUCAUAGGGGAGACACAUCCAUUUUCUGGUUCUUUUUUCCAUUGUUUGUACUGAAAACUAAAUGACAUCAGUGAUUAUCAUUCUGCCCCUAGAAACCUGUAAAUGCAAACACUUCCUUAUGUAAGUAAUGUACCCAAUUUCAAAAAGAAGUCUAUAAUGGUUAGGUAAUUUUUGUAAAUUAAAAGUUUGCAUUAUGUAAUAAGUAUUCAAUAAUUCCUAUGUGUAUUAUUUAAAGAACAUUCUAGACCAGGGUUUCUUUAUUUUGGCAACAUGCUGGCUGGAGAAUUCUGGGAGUUGAAGUCCAUGAGUGUUAAAGUUAGCAAGAUUGAGAAAUCCUGUUCCAAAGGUUAAUGAAACUAGGACUUGCAGCAUUCUUAGGAAUUGGGGCCAAUGUUGACAGAUGCUGAAAGUGAAUAUUCAACCCCUAGAACAGCAUAAAUUACUAUACCAGUCUGGAACAGAAAAUUGAACAUAAAUUGAAAUGUUAUCUAUGUAACUAUAACUAAAAUAGCAUGGGACAAAUAAGGGAGAAUGAAAAAUGACAUUUCUGAGCUAAAUAAACAAGGAAAAGGAUUUUAGGAAAAUUGACAGGAAAAGGUUAAAUGGAAAAGAAGGAAACUACCCUAGGAAGACAUGAGAAAACACAAGCCCAAUCUGAUGGCUAUUGUAAUCCUUUUUAAAAUACUUUGCGGGAGAGAAGAACGAACAAGCAGGCAUCGUCAUGACAUCACUUAUAAAAUAAUUCCCUGCAAUUAGAACUAGAUCUGUCACAUAUAAAUCAUAAUAUGUAAUUUCUUUUAUCUUUCCUUAUUUCAGUACUUUUCUUUCAUAGAAAACCUGAGGGGAUUUUUUGUGUUUUUCUAGACAUUUCAUUAUCCUCUACUUUUCUAAAUUGCCUGAAAAUUAUGACAAGACCUGAAUAUGCUUGCAGCAGUUCAGAGUACUAUUUUAUUGCUAGAUAAAAAUUUAAAUCUAUUCAGAACAGCU
Notechis scutatus (mainland tiger snake) is the source of this 3224-nucleotide messenger RNA. The record is from RefSeq and is a predicted model, not a curated record. NCBI's taxonomy places the organism in Eukaryota, Metazoa, Chordata, Lepidosauria, Squamata, Elapidae.